Molecule: messenger RNA, 2011 nt
Organism: Jaculus jaculus (lesser Egyptian jerboa)
Lineage: Eukaryota; Metazoa; Chordata; Mammalia; Rodentia; Dipodidae
Gene: Cars2
Product: cysteinyl-tRNA synthetase 2, mitochondrial
Exons: 14
Coding region: 1-1653 (550 amino acids)
Biological process (GO): cysteinyl-tRNA aminoacylation
Cellular component (GO): cytoplasm
Molecular function (GO): cysteine-tRNA ligase activity; ATP binding
Source: RefSeq, a predicted model, not a curated record
AUGCUGGGCGCGCGCGGGCCCCGCCGGGGCGCCGGGCCGCUGGCCGCCGCGCUGGGCCUCGGGCGGGGCGCGUGCUCGGGGCGCGCGCGGGGCUGGCGGCGGCCCGCGGGCCACGACACGGGCGUGCGGGUGCACAACAGCCUCACGGGCCGGCGGGAGCCGCUGGUGGUGGCCCGCGCCGACGCCGUCUCCUGGUACAGCUGUGGGCCGACCGUGUACGACCGCGCACACCUCGGCCACGCUUGCUCAUAUGUGAGGUUUGAUAUAAUUCGAAGGAUCCUGACCAAGGUGUUUGGAUGCAAUGUGGUCAUGGUGAUGGGUAUUACAGAUGUGGAUGACAAAAUAAUCAAAAGGGCUCAUGAGAUGAACGUGUCACCCGCUUCGCUUGCCAGCUUUUUUGAAGAAGAUUUUAAGCAAGACAUGGCGGCCCUGAAGGUCCUCCCUCCCAUAGUGUACUUGAGAGUCACUGAACAUAUUCCUCAGAUCGUGUCCUUCAUCGAGGGCAUAAUUGCUCGGGGACAUGCUUAUCCAACAGCCCAAGGCAAUGUCUACUUUGAUCUGCGCUCAAGAGGGGACAAGUAUGGCAAGCUGGUCAGCGUGACACCCGGCGCAACUGGAGAGCCAGGAGAGUCUGACAAGCGACAUGCCAGUGACUUCGCUCUGUGGAAGGCAGCCAAACCCGGGGAGGUGUUCUGGGCCUCACCCUGGGGGGACGGAAGGCCCGGCUGGCACAUUGAAUGUUCCGCCAUGGCCAGCGAGGUGUUUGGAAGCCAGCUCGAUCUUCACACGGGAGGCAUAGACUUAGCUUUCCCACAUCAUGAAAACGAAAUCGCACAGUGUGAGGCCUUCCACCAGUGUCCGCAGUGGGGAAAUUAUUUUCUACAUUCUGGUCAUUUGCAUGUGAAGGGCAAAGAGGAAAAAAUGUCCAAAUCCUUGAAGAACUACGUCACCAUUAAGGACUUCCUGCAGACCUUCUCCCCGGAAGUCUUCCGGCUUUUCUGCAUGCGCACCAGCUACCGGUCAGCCAUUGAUUACAGUGACAGCACCCUGCUGGAAGCCAAGCACGUCCUGAUGGGGCUGACUUCUUUUGUGCAGGAUGCACGAGCCUAUGUGAAGGGGCAGCUGGCCUGUGGCCCUGUCAAGGAAGAGGUGCUGUGGGAGAGGCUCACCAGCACUGAGGCGGCUGUACGGGCUGCCCUUGCCGACGACUUCAACACCGCCAGGGCAGUGGGUGCCAUCCUGGACCUUGUGCACCUCGGGAACACACAACUCCGGGCAGUUAGUAAGGAAACUGGUGGCCCAAGGAGUCCUGCUGUAUUUGGUGCCAUCGUCUCCUAUGUUGAGCAGUUUUUUGAGACCGUUGGGAUCUCUUUGGCAAAUCAACAGUGUGUUUCAGGGGAUGGCAGCACAGCCACCCUGCGGAGCGUGGUGGACGAGCUGGUGCGCUUCCGGAUGAAGGUCCGCCAAUUUGCAUUGGCUACUUCCCCGGAGGCCACUGGGGAGGCCCAGCGGCAGCAGCUCCGGGACAGGCAGCCCUUGCUGGAGGCAUGCGAUGCCCUUCGCCAGGAUCUCGCCACUCAUGGCAUCAACAUUAAGGACAGAGGCAGUACAACCUCCACGUGGGAAGUGCUGGACCCAGGGACAAAGCGGUAGCAGUGAGGGAGCCGCGGAGCCAGCCUGCUGUGUCUGCGAUAUGAACUUUAUAUAUAUUAACGAUCCAGCCCUGUCCCGCUGGUGCCUGAGCAUAAGUGUCUGAAGUUACUUUAGUACCAGCAAUGACCAGCCUCAAUGCUGACUUCUGUAAGCACCUGUCAGCCGUCCAGGACUGUUCUUAGGCACUGUAGGAACAGCUGGCCCCCGUGGUACGCUGCUUCACUGACCUCCAAACACCUGUACGCUGCUGUUCGGGCCCAGGGGAGCUCCUGGUCCAAAAUGCCUUGCCUGGAGCUGGUGGACGUGUAUGCCUUCACAUUAAAGCAAACAAGGCCUGACUGCCCAGAUGUUCAUCCCA